Punica granatum (pomegranate) is the source of this 3049-nucleotide messenger RNA. The record is from RefSeq and is a predicted model, not a curated record. NCBI's taxonomy places the organism in Eukaryota, Viridiplantae, Streptophyta, Magnoliopsida, Myrtales, Lythraceae.
GGCUCGGCACAGUCGUUCAAUUCAAUUUCCUUCUCUCUCUUCCCCUUUCUUUUUCAGUUUUUCUUUUUCGAGCAAUUCAAUACACACAGUCUCUCUCUCUCUACUUCUUGCUGUCUGUUUCCUCUCUCCUCCUACUCUUAUCUCUGUGUCUGUACAGUGGUAGCCACCGUCUGUUCGUAGGAUUCCCACCUAUCUUCCCCAUCGCAAAAGCGCCAUUAGAACACUGCACCAAGAGCUUGACUGCUUUACAGAGAGAGAGAGAGAGACUGAACGAUUGCCGGACCAGGGCAAAGAGGGGAGAAAGGCAAAGUUACUAUCUGCAGAUUCCGUCGAUGCCUGUCCCGUUGUCUCCGGCGACUCCUUGCGCCGGGAAUGCUCUGAUUCUGUGAAGGGCAUAGAGACCCACUUCCGUUUCUCGGAGACCCAGAGAGAGAGAGGGGGGGAUAGCGAUAAGGAUAAGAAGAAAUGCGGGAGGAGCUCUACCUUCACGAACUCAACGACAUCGUUUCGAUGAAGAAGAAGAAGCCCGACUCGCAAGACGGUGCCACUCCUCCCACUCCCCCGGCCGUCACCGUCUGCCGGAGCAGAUCUCAGCCGGGCAACCGCCGGGUCACUCCCACGACGGCCUCCGGGGCCUCCGUCGAGAAGGCCCUGGCCAACGGCGAUCUCUACACCGGGGGGUUCUCUAGCAACGCGCCUCACGGAUCCGGCAAGUACCUCUGGUCGGACGGGUGCAUGUACGAGGGUGAGUGGCGGCGGGGCAAGGCCUCCGGGAAGGGUAAGUUCUCGUGGCCGUCGGGGGCGACCUACGAGGGCGAGUUUCGGUCGGGUCGGAUCGAGGGCUCCGGGACCUUCACCGGACCCGACGGGGACACCUACCGGGGUUCCUGGGUGGCGGAUCGGAAGCACGGGUACGGACUGAAACGGUACGCCAACGGAGACUUCUACGACGGCCAUUGGAAGCGGAACCUCCAGGACGGGCAUGGGCGCUACGUUUGGAGGAACGGGAACGAGUACAUCGGAGAGUGGAAGAACGGUGUAAUCUUCGGUAAGGGAGUCUUAAUCUGGGCAAACGGAGACCGUUUUGAAGGGCUGUUCGAGAACGGAGUUCCCAAAGGAAAUGGUACUAACAGUUACGGUCCCGCCCAUAAGCGGUACUCCGUCGACAGUGCUCGUGGAAGCGUGAACAAUUUGCCGAGGAUUUGCAUUUGGGAAUCUGAUGGUGAGGCUGGGGAUAUCACCUGCGAUAUAAUCGAUAAUGUGGAGGCCUCGUUUUUCUACCGGGAUCGAUUCAAUGGCUUUCGGGAUUUCCGGAGAGGCCCCUGUUGUUUCAGCGGGGAGGCCAAGAAACCUGGGCAGACGAUCUCGAAGGGGCACAAGAAUUACGAUUUGAUGCUCAACUUGCAGUUGGGUAUUAGGUAUUCUGUCGGGAAGCAUGGAUCGGUGCCACGGGAGUUGCGACAGAGCGAUUUUGACCCGAAGGAGAAGUUCUGGACGAGGUUUCCACCUGAAGGGUCGAAGACUACUCCGCCCCAUCAGUCCGGGGACUUUCGUUGGAAAGACUAUUGUCCCGUUGUCUUCCGGCAUUUGAGGGAGUUGUUCCAAAUAGAUCCAGCUGAUUACAUGCUAGCGAUCUGCGGCAACGAUGCUCUGCGGGAGCUCUCUUCCCCCGGAAAGAGUGGAAGCUUCUUUUACCUCACUCAUGAUGAUAGGUUCAUGAUAAAGACCGUGAAGAAAUCAGAAGUCAAGGUGCUUAUUAGAAUGCUCCAGAGUUAUCACCGCCACGUCUCUCGGUAUGAGAACUCCCUUGUGACGAAAUUCUUGGGCGUCCAUUGCGUGAAACCUAUUGGUGGACUGAAGACCCGAUUCAUUGUGAUGGGCAAUUUGUUCUGCUCGGAAUAUCGAAUCCACCGAAGGUUCGAUUUGAAAGGAUCAUCGCAUGGCCGCACAACUGACAAGCCAGAGGGCGAGAUUGAUGAGACCACAACACUGAAAGACCUUGAUCUCAACUUCGUGUUUCGUUUGCAAAGAAAUUGGUACCAGGAACUUAUAAAACAAAUCAGUCGAGAUUGCGAGUUCUUGGAAGCGGAGAGGAUUAUGGACUACAGUCUUUUGGUCGGUGUUCACUUCCGCGAUGACAACACCUGCGAGAAAAUGGGGUUGUCACCAUUUCUGUUGCGAUCAGGCAGAAAGGAUUCAUUUCAAAAUGAGAAGUUCAUGCGAGGGUGCCGUUUCCUAGAGGCAGAGCUUCAAAACAUGGAUCGAAUUUUAGCUGGCCGGAAACCGCUGAUAAGAUUAGGGGCAAACAUGCCCGCGAGGGCAGAGACGAUGGCUCGGAGGAGUGACUUUGAUCAGUACAUGACACCAGGCGGAGUGACCCACUUGACACCUUCGAGGAACCGUGGGACGUAUGAGGUGGUCCUAUACUUUGGCAUCAUCGACAUAUUGCAGGACUAUGACAUCAGCAAGAAGAUCGAGCACGCCUACAAGUCCCUCCAAGUGGACCCCGCAUCGAUCUCAGCAGUGGACCCGAAGCUCUACUCCAAGAGGUUCCGGGACUUCAUAGGGAGAAUCUUCGUCGAGGAGAGGUAGCAAAUGAGGGAAAACAAGCAUUCACCACAAGAACAUAAACAUUGCUCUGCCAGGAGAUCCCAUUUGGUGUGGAACCCGUGCGAUAUCUCAUCGGGAGUUUUGAGUCUCCCAGGGGCUGAAUUUUGCGGAUCAGCCGACAAGAAGGGCCGCGCAGCACGGCUGUACAUUGAUUGGUAACGGGGUUGGAUUCUUUUUUCCUUCUUUUUUCUGGGUGUUGUGAGUUUUUUUGAGGAAAGAAAGGAAAUGUCGAAGGCUCCAAACCACAAAUAGAGGUGUUCUUAGAGGGUAACAUAGGAAGUGAGUGGGUUUGCUUUUCCCACCUUAGGCGAGUGAGUGUUUUAGAGAAAUAACGAGAAAAUUGUACAGCUUAUAGGAAAAUCAAGAGAGAUGAUUUUUGAAUAGUUUAUUAAAUUAAUAUUCUAAUUGAUCAAUGAAAAUAGAAAAGUUUUCACAUGAA